AUGGUCUCUGAAUUGGACAUCUCUGAGGAGCUCCAAGAUUUAGCAGAGCCAUUUACAAACGCUGGCCUCUGCGGAGAGAAUUUAUGGUUGACUAUCCUGGAGACGUGUAAUGAUGGCUUUGAGCGUAUGGCUGAGCGUCUCGUUGACCUGCCCGAGGUGACUAAGGUCUGCAGACACUUCGUUCGACAUCUGAGCCUCGUUAUCAUCGAUAGAGGAGGUGGAGCACAGAAAGGACGACAUUAUACGAACGCUCGUCACGAGAGAAGGGAUCAGGUACGCGAACUCCGUCUACUCAACCCCGGAUAG
Molecule: messenger RNA, 306 nt
Organism: Fusarium musae
Lineage: Eukaryota; Fungi; Ascomycota; Sordariomycetes; Hypocreales; Nectriaceae
Exons: 2
Coding region: 1-306 (101 amino acids)
Source: RefSeq, a predicted model, not a curated record